Messenger RNA from Gossypium arboreum, 1473 nucleotides. Its product is annotated as transcription factor MYB44-like. Gene Ontology annotation, cellular component: nucleus. The record is from RefSeq and is a predicted model, not a curated record. Bases 211 to 1107 code for a protein of 298 amino acids. Gene Ontology annotation, biological process: regulation of DNA-templated transcription. Lineage: Eukaryota; Viridiplantae; Streptophyta; Magnoliopsida; Malvales; Malvaceae. The transcript has a single exon. Gene Ontology annotation, molecular function: RNA polymerase II cis-regulatory region sequence-specific DNA binding; DNA-binding transcription factor activity, RNA polymerase II-specific.
UCAACGGCUAUGCCCGGUCACAAGUCACAACUACCACUUCAACAAGUCAUACUUCUCCCCUCCCCAUAUAUGUGUAUAUCCUCCUCCUUCCCUUCCCUUAUUCUCCGCUCUUUUAUCAGCCCUCUCAUCACUUCAAAAAUAAAGAUUGCUAUUGCUAUUGUUUUUCCUUUUUGGUAAUAAGCUUUUUUAUUUUUAUUUUUAUAUAUUUCGAUGCCAUCUACUAGGAAAGACUUGGAUCGGAUCAAAGGUCCAUGGAGUCCGGAAGAAGACGAGGCUUUGCAGCGGCUGGUUCAUACGUACGGACCCAAGAACUGGUCUUUAAUAAGCAAAUCAAUACCUGGUCGAUCAGGAAAGUCUUGUAGGCUCCGAUGGUGCAACCAGCUUUCCCCCGAGGUUCAGCACCGACCCUUCACUCCCGAAGAAGAUGAUACCAUAAUCCAAGCUCAUGCCCAAUUCGGUAACAAAUGGGCUAUCAUCGCUCGACUCCUCAAUGGUCGUACGGAUAACGCGAUUAAGAACCACUGGAACUCCACCCUAAAGAGAAAAUGUUCUUCCAUGACUCAAGAUUUGAACAAUGACUCGCCACAACCAAUUAAAAGAUCAGCCAGUCUUGGUGCUGCUAAUAAUGCCUCGGGUCCUUGCUUGAACCUCGGUACCCCUUCAGGAUCCGAUUUGAGCGACUCGAGUUUACCCGCUGCCUCACCGUUUUAUAAGCUGUUGGCAAGAACCGGUUCCAGUAAGCAUGUUGAAACGGCAUCAUCCACUACCAAUCCACCUAUUAUACUCAGCCUCUCGCUGCCCGGAUUCGAUCCUUGCGAAAACUCGGAUUCGGGACCUAGAUCCGACCCUAUUCCUAGCCCCACCCAGGCGCCAGUAACAACAGUAACGGCUCACCCAACUGCCGGUCUCGUAGUGGGGAUGCAAAACGGGGAAUUGGGGAUGGAGAAGCAAUUUUUUAGCAAUGAAUUUUUGACAGUUAUACAAGAGAUGAUUAGAACAGAAGUGAGGAACUACAUGUUUGGGAUUGAACAAAAUGGUCUUUGUUUGCAAACUGAAGCUAUCAGAAAUGCUGUUGUUAAACGUAUUGGUAUUAGCAAGAUCGAGUAGACAACAAGAAGAAUCCGCAGAAGAGCAAAAAAUAAAGUCUUUCUGUCACUUGUUUAAUCUCUUUCUUUGUUGGUUUAGUUAUUUUUAUCGUCGAUUAAAGAAAUAAUAUUUGUGGUGGUGUGCAUAGGGAUGCAGUCAACGAGGGGAUAUUUUUGGUUAGGGGGCCGGACGGAGAUUAAAGAAACUCUGAUAUUGAAAAAGAACAUAAAGUAGGCUCUUUGAAAGUUUAAGGAAAGCUGACUCUCAUACUAUAAUCUUUUAGGUAUACAUUAUUGCACUGUCUGCCACAGACGCUGUGACAUUUGUAAGUGUUCAUUUUCAUUCUGCUGUAGUGGACUAAAAUAAUGUCUUACGUGACUUUCUGAA